GGUCUGUCCAUUGUUUACAUAAAAUAGGUCAGGUUUAGUUCAAGUGUUGAAAGGAUGACGACGUCAGUUUGUGUAUUUUGAUAUCAAUCUGUCAUGCAAAGCUACCUUUGUAUAUGAAACAGGAAACGAAUACUUUUUAUAAGGAUGGUCUGUUAUGUCAUAUUUCGUCCAGGAAGGGAUGGUUAUACCACAACUACAGACACUGACGGACACGUGUAGGACCCAAGGUCGUAACCGGCGAUACCAUUACCAGGUUAUAUAUGCAGUUUCACCAUCGCCUGCUGUCCGAUACAGACGGAUCCCUCGAUAAACGCCACGACUUGAUACCUUGCUCAUUAAGCAGUCCGGCUCGGAGAUUGCUAUAUCUAUGGAACUUGGAUUGGUUCCAGCGUGAUGUAACACAUUAGAAUAUUGGAUAGUUGUAUCUAGUGGCAGCAAAUCACAGCAUUUAACAGUAUCAUUGGGGAAUUGGUCAGAUGAAGUGUAUACCGAGAUGCACGUUACUAUGACAACUUUCGUUCCAGAACGAACAAACCGGGCAAUACUUGGUCUUUGAUUCUGACAAGCAAUUUAUAUAUAUAUAUAAUCAUUAUCGUACAGCGUGUACGUAUGUGACAUGGCGGUCAUACUUUACGUCAGAAUGGGCUUUGUUAUGUAAAAGUAGGUUUAACCUUUAAUUUAACAAACUAGUGAUGAAAAUUCAGCGAAAACGCCUUGCUAUAAGAAUCUCGAGCUAAGGAGGUCGAGAAAAGUAUUCCUGACACAAAGUAUCGCAAACCUUCAAAGCUAAUCAUGGUGGCGUCAAAUGUGCAUAAUAUAUUGACAGACAAUGGUACCAUUUCGCACUCGGAAUACCCUAACAGUCAACUCAUGACGUCACAUCCUGUUGGUAACAUCACUAAUGGAUCAGAAGGAUCUCCCAUGUCCGAGGAUUUACACAACUACCAUUUAAUUCCGGUUAUGGUGUAUGUUUGUAUCCUUUUCGUUAUUGGUGUACCUGGGAAUAUAUUCGUCUGUUACAUCUACUACUUCAAAUGGACUAGGAAGACAUCACGUGUGUUCAUUCUAGCUCUGGCCGUAUUUGAUCUAAUUAACAACCUUGUUUCUCUACCAACGGAAAUAGCCCUUCUGUCAAACUUCCACAAUUUCGAUUACCCGGUGUUGUGUAAAGUGUCCAGGUUUCUAACGUUUACAAUGAACAGCGCCUCAGCCACAGUUCUCGUUGGAAUAGGAUGGGACAGACUAAUGGGCAUAUGCUAUUGGUCAAAAAUGAGACCAAUGAAAAUUCGAACCGCGAAACUGAUCAGUGCCGGAGCCGUAAUUCUUGCAUUUACCACAGGGUGGCCGGCUUUGUUCAUAUAUGGGACCUUCACACAUCCGUACAAAACGGAACAGAAAACAUGUCUAUACGCAGACGAGUAUAUAGGCUCUAUAUAUACAACCAUAUUUGCUUGGUAUGUUUUGUGCUCAAAUCUAGUAUAUGAUACUAUUUUAGCGGUGUUGUACUUCAUCAUAGGCCGCCAUAUCAUAGCCCAUCAAACAAGUGGUAGGAACGGCUUGGAUAGGUUUGGCCCAAUCAGAAGACCAAGCGCCAUGUCUAAUUCUAGUGUGUGUGAGGAUUUAUAUCUCGCUGAUAAUUUAAUAUUGAAGAACGGACAAUGUAAGAAGGGCAGGUUUAUAUGGCGAUCCAAUAGUUUUAAUACAAAACAAUAUAACAGUGUUGAGAGCUUAAGGAGAAACACUAUGGAGAAUCCAAAAACUCUUAACCAAUCCAAACCAGUACGGCCUAAUCGCAGCCCUACUCUGUCUGUCAGUCACAGACCGUCGGCAUUUAGUCAGACGUUCUCAUCUUCCAGCGGAAGUUACGUCACAGGACGCCGAUACAGAACUGGAAAAACCACUACGACGUUAUUUGUUGUGACGAUGGUGUUUAUAAUAUCAUUUGUGCCUUACUGUGUGAUAUCCAUAACGAGGCUGAGUAAUGUAAAGGCAUUCUUCUAUGAGAACGCAUCCAUUGUCGGCAAAGUAUUCUAUCACCUGUUUCUAAGGACGUAUUUCCUGAGUAGCGUUCUGAAUCCUCUGAUAUAUAAUGGAUUUAAUGCUAAAUUUAGAGCUGAAUGUAAACUACUUAUUAAAAAGGUAUUGUGCUUCUUAUGUAAAUGUAGAGAGUAGAACAGGUACACGAUAGUUGUUUUAGUAUAGAGUUAUAUGAACAAUUGAGUUUCGUUAUUUCUGAUAUGUAUUUUGUUAAAAUAUAAUUUCAAUGCUACUGUUAUGUAUUGUUAUGUCUUUAUAUAUGUGGAAUAAAGUGUUACAAUGAU
This is a messenger RNA of Pecten maximus, 2321 nucleotides long. Its product is annotated as D(2) dopamine receptor A-like. NCBI's taxonomy places the organism in Eukaryota, Metazoa, Mollusca, Bivalvia, Pectinida, Pectinidae. The transcript is spliced from 2 exons. The record is from RefSeq and is a predicted model, not a curated record. Gene Ontology annotation, cellular component: membrane. The coding region runs from base 793 to 2172 and encodes 459 amino acids. Gene Ontology annotation, molecular function: G protein-coupled receptor activity. Gene Ontology annotation, biological process: G protein-coupled receptor signaling pathway.